CGCGUCUUCGGUUCUUCCCCAUUUCUCCUCGCUCAGUGACAGCCACUGCAAGCUUCUGGAAAUGGAGCUUUGUACAGUUCAGGCCUCCUUCAAACUUCCCAAUAAUAAUGCCUUCUGCGUCGGGAUUCCUCCUGAUUCCCCUUCCCUCGCUAAACCCUUCCUUUUUCUCAGAAAAACCCCAGUGAUUAGCACCUCUGGCAACAUGCUAUCUCGUUCAACUUCCUUGAUUUAUGUGUCACCAAGGGCAAAAGUAUCCGAUGAAACAUCUGGUGGGCCAAGUCAAUUUGUUGAUGAGAAACCAGACCGUGCAAUAAUUGUGGAGGAUGUUAAAACAACCGAAAAUAAUGCAUUCAGUGGAAACGUGGCAUCCGAAGAAACAAAAGAAGAAUCACCCGUGGAUGAGCUAGUGCAGCCGUUUGAUUUUGCUGAAAAACUUGAAAAUAUAAAGUUUGACAUAGAUGACACGGGUUCUAUUCUCUUGUAUGGAGGAGGUGCUGUAAUUGCGUUGUGGCUAACAUCAGCUGUUGUUGGUGCUAUUGAUUCUAUCCCACUGAUUCCCAAAUUGCUGGAAGUAGUGGGCCUUGCAUAUACUCUAUGGUUCACUUACCGCUAUCUUCUCUUCAAGAAAAAUAGGGAUGAACUGGCCAUGAAAAUAGAAGAGCUCAAGGCACAAGUACUGGGUUCAGAAGAUGGCUAGUCCUUCUGGUAGGAUGAGCUAUGCUACUGUAGUUGCAUUACCAUAUAUCUGUAUAGGGAUAAUUGCUCUAAAUUGUGGAAGCUAAUAUGUUGAUGGUUCUUCCCUGAAAAGAAUUUUUUCUUCCCCGUAGCACACAAGUUUGUAUGUGGUAUGCUAGAUUGGGAAAUAUAAUCUGAAUUGGCCGUUAAUCUUCCUCUUCCCGGUGGGGUGUUCCCGGCACAUUGUGGUCAAGAUCAUUUCGUCGUUCCUCAGUGUAAUCUAUGGCACCUUGCUUUUGUUCCUUUUGCCGUACAAGCAAAACGGCCCAAUGUUGCAUUGCCAAUCAGUUAAUAGCUUUGACUGGGAAAAUGAAAGAAUUAUAGCUGAGUUGGAUGUUUUUGGACUUUGGGUUGGACUAGAAUGGGUCUUUUAGAUUUUUCUUGUGCUAGUGCGUGGAGACUGAAUUCAUUCCACGUGGUCUACUUGAUUUUAUUAGCCUUUUGAUUCCACCAAUUUAAUUAAGUUGAUCCAAUCGAAUUCAAAAGUAAUCGCUUGGUGUCUUGAUUAGAAAAGUCAAAAGUGGGUCAAUAUUUAUGUGAUCAAACCUAUGAUUACAAAACAGAUGCAUUAUUUAGUGAACCUAUGUAUUCUCUGGAACUUGGAAGUAGUCUUUAUGCUUUUGAUCA
This is a messenger RNA of Neltuma alba, 1362 nucleotides long. RefSeq names its product protein CURVATURE THYLAKOID 1D, chloroplastic-like. The coding region runs from base 62 to 697 and encodes 211 amino acids. Lineage: Eukaryota; Viridiplantae; Streptophyta; Magnoliopsida; Fabales; Fabaceae. Gene Ontology annotation, cellular component: thylakoid; chloroplast thylakoid membrane. The record is from RefSeq and is a predicted model, not a curated record. The transcript has 5 exons.